AUGCAACACCUAUUCUUGUGCUGUAGUGCCAAUGAGAGCAUCACUGUAUAUGCCUGUGAUUGCAGCAGCGAGGCCCUUGAGUGGGCUAAAGAAAUGAUUAAUGCUGCUGAUGGAAUCUCUGCUAAAAAUCUCUUCCAUCCAUUCCAAUGUGAUUUUUCUAGAAGUGGGGUACCAAAAUGGUUAGCAUGUGAUACUUGUCGACAAAUUUUUUCACAUACGCAACAUGCUUGCAUUUCAGAUAUUAAUAAGAAUAGAAGAAGAGAUUUAAAUGAUUUAACUUUCUCGAAGGAAACUAGUUGCUGCAUUGGUGGGGUUGAUUUUGUUACCUUGAUAUUCACUCUAUCAGCAAUACCACUCCUUGAGAUGCCAGCAGCCAUUGCAGAGUGCUUCUUUGUCUUAAAGCCUGGCGGCCUGCUCUUAUUCAGGGAUUAUGGCCUUUAUGACAUGACUAUGCUUCGAUUUGAACAAGAACAAAGAGUGGGGUUCCGGGAGUACAUGCGUUCUGAUGGAACCCGAUCUUAUUUCUUCUGUUUAGAUAGUGUGAGGAAUCUCUUCAUAGGUGCUGGCUUUACCGAGCUUGAGCUUGAAUAUUGUUGUGUUAAGUCUGUUAAUCGCCGAAAUGGGAAGAGCAUGCGGAGGGUGUGGGUGCAUGGGAAGUUUCAGAAGCCCAUGUGAAGAUGUCCACCAACAUGCACUUGUUAAGGAACUGUUUGAGUGUAUGUGAUCAUUCCAAAUCUACGAUAUUUGUGAAAUUGAUAGUGCACUCAAUGUAGUACAUUUAGACUAUCUAUGAUGCUGGAAGGAACUGGGAAUAAAGAGAAGGCUGAAGACAGCAUUUACAUUUUCAUGUUUUAGCAGGAAAUUGGAUGGUACAGAAAUAUGUUAUAAUAAUGGAACUUCAGCAGUUUUUAAUCUUUCAUUGUCGUCUCAGGUUGAUGUUGGAAGUGUACAUUUCCUAUUUCCAUUCAAGUAGUAAAGAUACAUGGCAAAGGGGUAUUUGCUGCACGUGUUUUUUAGUAUAUUAGUGUGUUUUUU
This is a messenger RNA of Ilex paraguariensis (yerba mate), 1035 nucleotides long. NCBI's taxonomy places the organism in Eukaryota, Viridiplantae, Streptophyta, Magnoliopsida, Aquifoliales, Aquifoliaceae. The record is from the annotation of a GenBank genome assembly.